CAAAGAAAAGUAAAAUCUGGAGUAGCGAUAUAAGUUUUUUUCCUCGAUGAAUAAUGAACAGUGAACACUCCAAUAGUCCCAGUUAACUCUCAGGCCUCAGCUAUGGCUCUCAGUUUCCAACUGUAUAUGCUUUAGAAAAUAGAAAGAAAAAGCCUCGGAUUCUCUUCACUCUACUUUAUAACCUACUACUACAAUCUCUAGGGUUUUGCUUCUUCCAAUUUCCUUCAAAUGGAGAUUCGUUUCACCGCUUUUGUACUGACGGCGGCGUUGAUGCUCUCCGUUGAGCUCUCCGCCGGCGGAACCUUCUCGUCGAGGUUGAUUCACGGCUACUCCGACGAAGCGAUGUCGUUUUGGGCAUCUAAAGGGAAGAGCGUGACGUGUCCGAAGCGCGAAAGUGUGGAGCGCAUGAGGUUGCUUCUUAGCAAUGAUUUGAAGCGCCAGAGAUUAAAGCUUGGCUCGCAGAAACAACUCUUGUUUCCUUCUGAAGGAAGCAAAACUCAUUUCUACGGCAACGACUUGAGUUGGCUGCAUUAUGCGUGGAUUGAUAUAGGGACGCCAAAUGCAUCAUUUCUUGUCGCUUUGGAUGCUGGAAGCGAUCUGCUCUGGGUCCCUUGUGAUUGUGUACAAUGUGCUCCGUUGUCUUCAAGCUACUACUCAAUGUUGGAUAAAGAUCUGAACGAGUAUAGCCCAGCACGAUCAAACACUAGCAAGCAUCUAUCUUGCAGCCAUCGAUUAUGUGAACUGGGUCCUAACUGCCAGAGUCCAAAGGAACGAUGCCCUUACACUGUUAACUAUUAUUCUGAAAAUACAUCAAGUUCGGGUUUUCUUUUUGAGGACAAAUUGCAUUUGACUUCAGUUGGUGGUCAUGAACAUCAAGGUUCUGUGCUAGCUUCUAUCGUUAUUGGGUGUGGUAGCAAACAAAGUGGCAGUUAUUUGAAUGGAGCUGCUCCAGAUGGGGUGAUGGGAUUAGGGCCAGGAGAAAUUUCUGUUCCAAGUUUGCUGGCGAAGUCUGGAUUUCUUCCACAUUCAUUCUCAUUGUGUUUUGACAAGACUAAUUCUGGCACAAUUUUCUUUGGUGAUCAAGGGCCUGAAAAUCAAAGACUAAGUUCAUUUGUAUCUUUGGAUGGGAAUUACAAUACCUAUAUUGUUGAAGUCCAACGUUAUUGUUUUGGGGGUACCUGUCUAAAGCAAAGCGGAUUUCAAGCCUUAGUUGAUAGUGGGUCUUCCUUCACUUAUCUCCCUUCCGAAAUCUUUCCAAAAGUAGUAACUGAGUUUGAAGAGCAAAUAAAUGCUACAAGGUUAGCUACAGAAGAUUUUCCUUACUGCUAUAAGGCUAGUUCACGAGGUUUACCAAACAUUCCUAGCAUGAAACUUGUGUUAGCUGCUAACCAGAGCUUUGUAAUUCAGAACCCCGUGUUUACCAUCUCCAGUGAUCAGGGCGAUAACUUUUAUUGUGUAGGUAUCCUACCUAUUGAGGGAAUGAUUGGUAUCAUUGGACAAAACCUUAUGGAGGGAUAUCGAAUGGUGUUUGAUUGGGAAAACAUGAAGUUGGGUUGGUCUCACACCAAGUGUCAAGACAUAGGAGGGAGUGCAAAAGUACCACCAACACCUCCUCCGAGUGGUUUAGCCUCAAAUCCAUUGCCAACAAAUGAGCAACAAAGAAGCCCUGGUGGACAUGCAGUUGCACCUGCCAUUGCCGGCAAACCAUCUGCAGCAUCACUCCAUGCUGUUUCAUACUGGCAUUGCGCUAUGAGUUCUCUUCUACUUUCAUUCGUUGUGUGGUUACCUUAUCUGAUAUAACAUAUGUAAUUAUGUGCUUAUAUGUAAAUUCUCAUUUCUUCAAUCAGAUCCUUCUCUCACAGAUCAUGUAUUCUAGUCAAUUAAUUUCAUUGGUUUUGGUCUUUCCUCAGAUCUAUUACUCUUUCUAGGUCAUUUUGGUAUCAUUUUAUUCGUUGGUAUUCAUUGUGAUGAUUUCCUCCAUGAUACAUGGGCAGGACAGCGUAGGAACAUAAAGUUGUGAUUUGAGUUGCUAGAAUUCACGACGAGGAUCUUUUAUAGAUCUAAUCGAUGUAAGUGGCAGGAAUUUGAAUCUAUCAUUCCCAACUAGCUAAGUAGUUUUUUUUCUUAUAGGAAUGCACCUCGUACACAAGUUACACGAGGUGGGAGGACUGGGAAGAUCAUUGAUUUGGAUGGUUCUGGUGCCGGUUCCGUUGAACUGAAAUAUGAUGUGAAAUGUUGCAUAUACAGAAUUUUGGACCUUACGCUUGUCAAAUUAAGUGCUGCUUCUUUCUGCCAAAGACUACAGAGGCAGCUCAAAAGCCUAGCCAUCGUACCAAAAUAAAACAAACUGAUACCUAGAUUAUUCUGUUUCACUUUCUAGAGAAAACUAUUGUCUAUUGUAAUCAUGCUCAUUAAUCAUUAUUAACUUGGUCUAA
Nicotiana tabacum (common tobacco) is the source of this 2435-nucleotide messenger RNA. Its product is annotated as aspartic proteinase-like protein 1. Gene Ontology annotation, molecular function: aspartic-type endopeptidase activity. Gene Ontology annotation, biological process: proteolysis. The record is from RefSeq and is a predicted model, not a curated record. Lineage: Eukaryota; Viridiplantae; Streptophyta; Magnoliopsida; Solanales; Solanaceae.